This is a messenger RNA of Dujonia railenensis, 2154 nucleotides long. NCBI's taxonomy places the organism in Eukaryota, Fungi, Ascomycota, Pichiomycetes, Serinales, Debaryomycetaceae. The record is from the annotation of a GenBank genome assembly.
AUGGCUAGUAAUCUUUCACAAUUUUUCAGAUUUUUUCAUCAGGAUUUUUCACCAUCUUCUUCUUUAGGCAGAGUUUUUCACCCGUUGUUGAUUUCCUCUUGUAGACAUUCAGAUUCCAAGAUGGCUAUGAAAAGAUUUUUAAGCACGUCGUCUGUGCUUCAUAGAGGUCAAAAUUUGACAGAAAAGAUCGUGCAGAAGUAUGCUGUGGGACUUCCUGAAGGAAAGAAAGUAUUCUCUGGAGAUUACGUUUCUAUCAAGCCAGCUCAUUGCAUGUCGCAUGACAACUCAUGGCCCGUAGCAACUAAGUUCAUGGGACUUGGUGCUAAAAAGGUUAAAGAUAACAGGCAAAUCGUUUGUACAUUGGAUCAUGAUGUGCAAAACAAGUCUGAAAAGAAUCUUGAAAAAUAUACCAACAUUGAAAGAUUUGCCAAGGAACAGGGCAUUGAUUUCUACCCAGCUGGUAGAGGUAUCGGACAUCAAAUCAUGAUAGAAGAAGGUUACGCUUUCCCAUUAAACUUAACAGUUGCCUCAGACUCUCAUUCUAACACUUACGGUGGUGUAGGUUCUUUGGGUACCCCCAUUGUCAGAACUGAUGCUGCUUCAAUUUGGGCCACUGGCCAGACCUGGUGGCAGAUUCCACCAGUUGCUAAAGUAGAGUUAGUUGGAAAUUUACCUAAGGGAGUGACUGGUAAGGAUAUCAUUAUAACCCUUUGUGGUAUUUUCAACAACGAUGAGGUAUUGAAUCAUGCUAUUGAAUUCACAGGUGAAGGUGUAAAAAACUUGCCAGUAGACUACAGAUUAACUAUUGCCAAUAUGACCACUGAAUGGGGUGCUCUCUCUGGUUUAUUCCCAGUUGAUGAAGUUUUAAUCGACUGGUACAAAGAAAGAAUCACUAAGUUGCCUCAACCACACGCUAGAGUCAAUCAGGACACCAUACAAUAUUUAAUUGACAACAAACAAGAUUCAGAUCUGGAUUCCGUAUAUGCCAAGAAGCUCGUGGUUGAUCUCUCAUCUUUAUCAGCUAACAUUUCAGGUCCAAACUCUGUUAAGGUUUCUAACACUUUAUAUGAUUUAAGUGCACAAGACAUCAAAAUUAACAAGGCAUACUUAGUCUCAUGUACUAAUUCUAGACUUUCCGAUAUCAAGGCAGCUGCUGACGUUAUCAGAGGCCACAAGAUCGCUGAAGGUGUUGAAUUCUAUGUCGCUGCUGCUUCUUCUAACGUCCAAAAAGAUGCUGAAGCCAUUGGCGCUUGGCAGGAUAUUAUUGAUGCUGGUGCUAAGCCAUUACCUGCUGGUUGUGGACCAUGUAUUGGUUUGGGUACUGGUUUAUUGAAGGAUGGUGAAGUUGGUAUCUCUGCUACUAACCGUAACUUCAAAGGAAGAAUGGGUUCUAAAGAUGCUCUUGCUUACUUGGCCUCUCCAGAAGUUGUUGCAGCAUCUGCUGUUUUGGGUAAGAUCGGAGGUGUUGAAGAGUUAACUGGUGGAUCUGUACCAAAUGUCAAGGAGAUUGUUAAAAGUAUAGAGAUCAGUAGCGGCGCUGAAGGUGACAGUGCAUCUGAUGCAGGUGCAGCUGUUGAAAUCAUUGAAGGGUUCCCUCAAACGAUUGAAGGUGAGCUUAUUCUUUGUGAUGCUGAUAACAUUAAUACUGAUGGAAUUUACCCAGGUAAAUACACUUACCAAGAUGACAUUCCAAAGGAAAAGAUGGCUGAAGUUUGUAUGGAAAACUAUGAUGGUGAGUUCAACACCAAGACCAAGCCUAGCGAUAUAAUAAUUUCAGGUUAUAACUUCGGUACCGGAUCUUCCAGAGAACAAGCUGCCACCUGUAUUUUAGCCAGAGGUAUGAAACUUGUAGUUGCUGGUUCAUUUGGUAACAUUUUCUCAAGAAACUCCAUCAACAAUGCUCUCUUAACUUUGGAAAUUCCAGAUUUAAUUAACAAUUUAAGAAAAAUCUACAAAGAUUCUAACGAAUUGACCAUAAGAACAGGUUGGUUUUUGAAGUGGGACGUCACCAAGGCUCAAGUUAUCGUUACUGAUGCAGAAGGAAAAGAAGUUUUGAACCAAAAAGUCGGUGAAUUGGGUACAAACUUACAAGAUAUUAUCGUGAAGGGCGGUUUAGAAGGAUGGGUUAGAGCCGAAUUGGCCAAGGAAAAUUAG